AUGAGCCCUCCCGCCGCCAUGGAUGACUCCAACGGCGCCGUUCCCUCGCACGCCCCAUUGACGGUCGAGGGCAUUCCUGCCCUGCGGGCAAAGAGCGCCCCGAUUCCGACUGGUGUUGCGCCUGCGACCAACAGUGAUAUGUUCAAGAGCCCGGUAGGCUCUGCCUGUUCCUUUGCGACACAACGGGAAAAAGCGGCCUGCUAUACCAAGCCCAAGGCCAAACGCUUCGAUCACAUUUUCUCCCUUGAGUCGAAGUCGCGGAAGGUCUCGACCUUGAAGGGUGCUGCGCGCUAUCUGAAAAAUCCUGGCCUCAUUUCUCUCGGAGGCGGCUUGCCCUCGCCGGAAUACUUCCCCAUUGAAGAGAUCGACAUCAAAGUUCCCACGCCGCCUGGCUUCUCCCCAGAAGCCACUCGUGAGUCCGGCAGUGUGCUGCGCGCAUGCAAGGGUGAUGCCGAGGCGGACCUCCAAGUUGCUCUUAACUAUGGACAAGCUAUGGGAUCUCCUCAGCUACUCCGCUUUGUUACGGAACACACUGAACUUAUCCACAAUCCCCCAUAUGCCGACUGGCAAUGCUGCCUGACCUGCGGCAGCACGUACUCCUGGGAUACGGCGCUCAGAAUGCUUUGUGAGCGUGGAGAUUAUAUCAUGAUGGAGGAGUACACCUUCUCCAGCGCGCAGGAGACUGUGCUUCCCCUGGGCGUCAAGGUUGUAUCGAUUAAAAUGGAUGAAGGAGGUCUUAUUCCUGAAUCUAUGGACGAACUCCUGAGCAACUGGGAUGAGGCUGCCCGCGGUGCUCGCAAGCCGUUCGUGCUUUAUACUAUUCCCACCGGACAGAACCCCACUGGUGCUACCCAGUCGGCCGCGAGACGCAAGGCCAUCUACCAAGUGGCUCAGAAACAUAAUGUCUUCAUUGUCGAGGAUGAGCCGUACUACUUCCUCCAGAUGCAGCCAUACACAGGAGCGGACAGUUCCGCGGUCCCGCCGCCUGCGAACCACGGGGAAUUCAUCAAGUCCCUCAUUCCCUCUUAUCUGAGCAUCGAUGUGGACGGUCGUGUGCUUCGUCUGGAAUCAUUCUCCAAGGUCCUCACCCCUGGUUCUCGGGUUGGCUGGGUUGUCGGCUCCGAGCAAAUCAUCGAGCGCUUCAUUCGUAACUGCGAAGUCGCCUCCCAGAACCCCGGUGGUAUCUCUCAGAUCGUCAUUUACAAGCUCCUGGAUGAGCAUUGGGGUCACACUGGAUACCUCGACUGGUUGAUUAACCUGCGACUGUCGUAUACCGACCGCAGGAACUCCAUGGUCCGGGCAUGCGAACAACACCUUCCCAAGGAGAUUGCUUCCUGGAUCGCUCCUGCGGCCGGCAUGUUUCACUGGAUCGAGGUUGACUGGAAGAAACACCCCGGUCUCUCUUCUGGAAAGACUCGAGAACAAAUUGAGGAGAAUAUCUUCCAUGCGGCGGUCAACAACGGUGUCCUUGUUUCUCGAGGAAGCUGGUUCAAGGCUGCUGAUGUAAACGAGGGCAAGAUGUUCUUCCGUGCGACCUUUGCGGCUGCUAGUUCGGAGGCCAUCUCCGAGGCCAUCUCACGUUUUGGAGGAUCUCUGAGAGCCGAAUUCGGACUUUGA
This is a messenger RNA of Aspergillus terreus NIH2624, 1617 nucleotides long. RefSeq names its product aminotransferase-like domain-containing protein. The transcript is spliced from 8 exons. Gene Ontology annotation, molecular function: L-2-aminoadipate:2-oxoglutarate transaminase activity; pyridoxal phosphate binding; aromatic-amino-acid:2-oxoglutarate transaminase activity. Gene Ontology annotation, biological process: aromatic amino acid catabolic process; L-tyrosine biosynthetic process. The coding region runs from base 1 to 1617 and encodes 538 amino acids. NCBI's taxonomy places the organism in Eukaryota, Fungi, Ascomycota, Eurotiomycetes, Eurotiales, Aspergillaceae. The record is from RefSeq and is a predicted model, not a curated record.